AUGGUGCAGCUACAAGCAGCGAUGUUGAAGCAGUUAGACAAGCAUGCAGAUGGCGAAAGGAGUCCGGAGACAGUCAAACCUGGAACCCAGGCUCUACCUCCUCUGAAGGAAGUCACGGCCGAGACGGCCUGCGUUGACAUAAUGGAUUGGUUGGAGAUGAUCGAUGGCCCGAUGUCUGACCUUUCAGAUAGCAGUGCUACGUGGUGGCGCAAGGUCAUGAUGGAAGCCAACAGAGCAUAUGGAGUGUGGUCUCUUGCGAGUCCGAUGGACAAGCUUUCUGUGGAGCCGAGCGUCUUGGACCUUGAAGAUGGCAAGGUCACGCGUCUUAAUAGCCGAGCUGCGGCCAUGAUAGUCAAUGCACUCCACGAGGGUGUCAGGCAAGAAGUGGUGGCGAGGAGGCUGGCGGGCUCUACGGUGCGUUUGGUCUUCAGGCUGUUAACCUUGUAUCAACCGGGAGGUGAAGAUGAGAAGUUCAAGAUUUUACAAAAUCUUCAAUCACCUCCUCUUGAACAUGAUCCAGCGCGUGCUGUCACAGCUUUGAGGUCGUGGAGUAGAUGGCUGAGGAGGUGUCGUGAGCUUGGCGUCCAAACACCGGAUCCGAGCUUGUUGGCCCGAGGACUGAACAACCUGGUGAAAGCCGUUCUUGAAAAGAGCCAGGACGCCAGCUUCCGCACAGCCCUUGUGAAGUCAACGCUGCAGGUUGAUACAAACCCGAGCUAUGACAAGAUCGACAGCUACUUCAAGCAUUUGGUGGCGGAGUGCGAAGCUUUGGCUGUUGCAACCACACCUACUACCAAUGCCCCGAACGCCAAUGGAAGGCCUGAACCAAAGCUGAGACCCAUGAGGACUGAUGCAAGGACCCAGAAUGGACAACAGCCAACGACUACUCCGAGGCCGCCAUCUCCUUCACCUACUACAACUUCGAACGAGGAUGGCAACAAGAGCGGCACUCCCAAAUCCGAGGUGCCCUGCAGAUUCUUCGGAAAGACGAACAAGGGCUGCAUCAGAACGUCAAAGUGCCCAUUCAAGCAUUCGUGGGAAGGCUUGGACAAAAGGGACAGAUGCAUGAACUGCGGCGGCAAGGGUCACCCCUCCAAGGAGUGUCCGGCUAAAAAGUCACCACAGAAUCCCAACGGCUCGUCAGGGCGCGACAACAAGGACAAGCCUUCGUCAUCUACUACGACCCCUGCUACGAAGACGGUCAAGAUCGACGAAAAGCCGGAGGUCAGCCCAAUACCCUCUCGUACUGAGGAGGGUCCCUCGGCGAGUGACCUUAAGGACGUUUUGGCUGAUGUCGGGAAAAUGUUGAAGGUGAUGCAGGCUACAAGCUUGAAGGCUAUCAGGGUGAAGUGCUCUGACUACCCCGAGGACUUGCCGGAUGUCAAGGAAGGUUCUCAAAAGAAAGCCGGUGUGGUGUGUGAAGAAGUCGGGACUUCCAUGCCUGAGACCGCGCCAACACCAGAGGACAAGCCUGAUGGACUCCUUGAUAGUGGUGCCAGCCACCCAAUGAGACCGGCAUCUGAAAGUGAGUAUGGUCAAGGGUCCCCAGUUUCGGUUACGCUGGCGGGUGAGGAUGUGAAGGUCCUUCGGCAGAACAACCAGGGGACGAUCUUAGUGAAGGAGAAUCAAGGGCCGAUCCAGUCCAUCGUACCCCUCGGCGCCGUCAUCCAGGAGCUUGGUUACACGUUGCACUGGAGUCCGACCCAGUUGAAGCUCACGCAUCCAGUGCGAGGACCGAUUCGGGUGAAGAUCCACAACAACUGCCCUGAAGUUGCGGCAUGCGAUGCUUUGGCUAUGAUCCGCGAGUUGGAGUUGAAGCAAGUGCAGACUUUGAAUAGUCAAGUUGAAACCUUGAGGGCCCGGUUGGAGGUCUUAAAGAAGGAGGACGACCGUGAUUGGUGCGAACUGAUGAAGGAGUACAAGGGAUGCGGCAAAAGAAGUGUCCUGCUAAAGGCCCUGCUCAAGUGCCCCUUUACCAAGACGUUGCCCUACGAGAUCCAGUCGAUGUUGCUUGAGGACUUUGAUUUGGAUGCGGGCCUGGACUACAUGAAGGUCUUGCCAUUCACGAGAAAAAGGCGAAAGGCCCUCAUGAAUUCUCAGAGUUGGGUCGUGUGCUUUUACCUUGGGGAGUUGGAGAAGAGUGAUCCUUUGAAAAUGGUGUCGGUUGGUGGAAAGACCCUACUGGAGGUGGAUAUGAAGUCCUCAAAGUUGUGGGAUAUCAAUGCCGCUUCUGGAAUAUACCGACUCCUCUUGUGGGCGGCGGCGAAAGGAAAGAUCACCGAUAUCCUUUUGUCAAUGCCUGACAGGUCGUGGCCAACCUCACAGACACCAACCCGUGGUGAAGGCUCCCUACCAAUGAGAACCAACCAAGCUCCGUAUGGCAGAAAAGACUUGCUACCACAUCAACAACAACAAGUGUGGACCGAGACAGCUUGCGCGGUGAAGCCAAUGCUCCUGUGGACUAUCGCUACAAUGGCCAACAAGGGCAACGUGGGCUAUAUGAUGGAGAUGCACUCUGAUCCUGAGUGGCUUCAUGGAGGAGAUUCACCCUUCGCCACAUGGUGGAAGAGCGAGACCUGGAAGGCCUUCAAGUCUGUUUCGGGUAUGAGGCAAUCUUCCUUUUACAUGGGAGGUAUGGGCCAUGCGGCAAAGAGACCAACAACAGUUGGAACCAACUACUUGAUGAUCAACCAGAACGACGGGAACUAUGAGUUCGGUGAUGGUUGUGACUACAAAGGGACCAAAGAAAAGAAAUGGGAUGCCAGUGGAGCCAGGUGGAAGAAAGGGUGGUACCGUGGACCUUCAACGGACGUUAGCAAGGGUCACCUUAUCCUUAGGGAGGACGGAGGACUCACCAUCGCAAAGAGUGUAAAGUUCAACGUGAUCGACCCCGAGAAGGACCUUCGUUAUCUACUACCACCGGCGACAGCACAAGGAGUUUCUCUUUCAGAUGGAGAAGAUGAUGAACCUCAGACAAAGAGGCAGCUGGCCGAGGAGAUUGAGUUUCUGGCUCGGAAGCUACUGGAUGAAGAGAACUUCUCCUUGGAAGAGGUCCUGGGUUUGUACAACAAGUUAGAAGAGCUCGGAGACACUGACAUGAGGAUUGGAAAGAAGGAAGCCGUGACCUCCUGGUACACUGGAGCCUUUGUUCAUGGAGGCUGUGCUGGGAUAAGAAGGAACUCCUACGUCUACCCCCAGACCACAAAGUACCUUGUUCGAGUCGCAAAACACUACGCGCAGGGUGAAAGUUUCUCUGCUCUUGGUAUUGCCCGGAACGCAACCCUUGGCCUACACCGAGAUGUUCACAACUUCAAGAAGUCCAACAAUGUCGUUGUGCCGAUAACUUCGUUCAAGGGUGGAUCCUUAUGGAAAUGGGACCCGGAUGUCUUGGAGGAUCAAAGUGUUCAAAAGGAGCUUCCGAACGGGCAGGUCGUAAAGGGAUCAAUUCAUGAAAUGGUCAAGGGCGUGCCGGUGAAGUUUGCCCCUGGACAAUGGCAUGAAGUUCAACCAUGGGAAGGAGAUCGAGUUGUUCUUCUUCUAUAUACCCCGAGGGCAUCAAAGUUGACAGACAAGGAUGUCGAGAGACUUGAGGACAUGGGUUUUCCGGUGAACCAUGAAUCCUUGAAAAGGGAGACCGAUGAGGCGGAUGAGGAGAGUGUGGAGAUUGAGGAGGAGAUCCGAGUAAAAACUUUGCAUGUCGAUCCCCUGUCUCCAACAAUGGCUUUCGUUGAGUUGGAUGAUUCCGACAUCUUUGAUGGAAAAAGGGCACCUACAACCACGCAUGGAGGUGAGGCUCGAAAAACCCUGAAGAAGGCUGAGGUACAGUACACUCCGAACAUUGUCAAGAAGAACAUCGACAAAUGGAAGGCCUCGGCCAUCAAGGAGUUUACCAACUUGAAGGAUGCAAAGAAUGCCUUUGUGAUCAAGAAAAAACAUGAGCUACCACCAGGGUGUCGGAUUGUUCCUUGCAAGGGCGUCUACACAGUGAAGCCGGAUAAAAACUCUCUGUUUCGUCGCAAGACACGGUUUGUUGCAUGUGGAAACCAUGUUCCAGAAGGUCAAGAAGGAAUGGACUUGUUUGCUACUGGCCUGGACGCAACAACUUUGAGGACAAUGCUCGCCUAUACCAUAGGGAAGCCUUGGAAAUAUGGCACUACUGAUAUACGACAAGCUUUUGUUCUGGCUCCGUGGUUGGGCUUACCGGUGGCACUGCAGCCUCCAGCGAUAGCCUAUGAGUUGGGAUUGGCUGAGCCGGGAGACUACUGGUUUGUCACUAUGUCGAUCUACGGCCUCAGGGAAAGUCCAGCUCUAUGGUCUCGGUUUAGAGAUGAGCAGUUGCGGAUGGCGAGAUGGUUUGCGGAGGUUGAAGGCCAGAUGGAAGAACUGAAGUUGGUUCAAAUGAUCACUGACGACCAAGUGUGGAAGAUUGUCAGGGCAAAUGGUGACCAGGAGCCGUUAGGCUACCUCAUGGUCUACAUAGAUGACUUGUUGAUCAAUGCCCUCCCUACAGUGAUGGACACGUUCUUCGGUUGGGUCGCUUCGAAAUGGGAAUGUGACAACCUGGAUGUCUUGGAAGUGGACCAUCCUAUCAGAUUUCUGGGUAUGGAGUUCCACCUUGUUGAUGAAGGGGUGGAGCUUGCCCAAGAGGGAUUUGUACGUGAACUACUACGAUCUCAUGGACAUGAUGGUUCAAGAUCCAAGACCCCGGGUGCGAAAGAAACCGUGGUGUUGACCCUGGAAGAGGAGGAGGCUAUGAUCUUGGCACAACCAGUGGAUCUGGAAGGAAAAGAGGACCAAGUCAAGGCAGCUCAGAGGGUUGUUGGCGAACUUCUAUGGUUAACAGGCCGUACUCGUCCCGAUCUUCAAUAUUAUACGGCGCUGCUUUCCUCAAGAAUUACCAGGUGCCCGGAGAUUGUGAACCAGGUUGCGAAUAGAGUGUUAAACUACCUCGCAGAGACCCUCCACUACAGGAUCAGGUUUUCAAAGAAUGAGGAAAAUACCGAAGCCCUCCAUGUGUUCACCGCUUCGAGCUUCGCUCCAAGUUCGGGGCGUAGUCAUGGGUCAGCAGCCGUGUUCUACGGUGACAAUCCAAUUGCCUGGAGAUCAUCUCGUCAGAGUCUAGUCACUCUGUCGACGGCAGAAUCAGAGCCCCUGUCCCUUUACCUCCACAUCGACAACCAGUCGGCGGUGAUGUUACUCCAAGGUUCUUCGGGCUCAUGGCGCACUCGCCAUUUGAGGCUACGAUCUAACUUUGUAAAGGAGAAGAUCCAGCACAAGGAGCUCCAGGUUGUUUUUGAGCCCGGAAUUUCACAGAGGGCUGACUUGGGAACCAAACCACUUCCUAAGGAUCGAAUGGCUCAGCUUUUACGGCUUUGGAAUGUUGUUGAUCGCCGACCAGAGGUUCAACCUACGAUUCGAGCAAUGGCAACGAAUAAUUCCUGGUUGAUGAGGUUGCUGAUGCUUUGCCAGGUUUGCGGUGUUCGAUCAGAAAGCGGUCAAUUGCAAACCGAGAUCCCCUGGGACUUGUAUGUGGCUGUGCUGGUGAUUGCGAUUGUGGUCAUUUUCCUUUGGGAGACUUCAAAGAGUUGCACUCGAGGAAGUGAUGUGAGACUGCGGGCUUUAAGGGCGAGAGCUGGAUAUGGAAAGAUGUCGAGGAAUGAGCUGAAGGAGCUUCAAAGGCUCUUGGCCCUGGAACCGAGUGAUCUGUCGGAUGCUCAGGGAGUGAGACUCCUCUACUUGAGGGACCUCUUUGAGACCACGAUGCCUUCUGGCACAUCUCCGGAAGCUGAGCUAAUCAAAGGCGUCCGUGUGCGCUUUCUCGAGGCUGGACAAGAUCGGACAAUCGACAGCAAGGCGCAAUAUCCCAAGGCCAUCGAGGUCACGGGCAUGUCGGCGCAGGCGUCGGUGUUUGAUCUGAGGAAGAAAAUUGCGGCGAUGGAGGAUAUGCCGCUGGAGGACAUCAACCUCUUUGCAGCAGAGAGCGUCCUCUCGGAUGAAGUGGUGCUGCAUGAAGUCUACAUGGACUGGAUGGGUUCUGGCAUCGACGACUGGCCUCCCAGAUUCAUCGUCAAGCCCCGAGUGAAGGGCUUCGAAAUCCACGUCUUGGUGAAGCCGAUGCGCGACACGUCCGACUGGGACAAGGGGCGCUUGAUGAGCUACCAGGAGCAAACCCUGAUCUUCGAUGUGAUGCCCACCACGAAAGUGAAGGACUUGAAGUUCCUCAUCGCUGGGAGGAUUGGCAUCCCUGCCAGCAGACAUCAGCUCUCAGCGCACAUCCGUAGAAGCCUGCACAAUCUUGGCGAGUACAUUGACCUAGACGAUGAUGAGAAGACGCUGGCUGACUAUGAGCUGGACAAGUACUGCGUAUGCAUUCGGUUCGAAAAGGCCCAGUUUGAUGCGAAUGGUGACUACAUCUUCGACGAUGCCUUCUAUGAUGAGAAGGGUUACCAUCCGCAGCCAGCCGGCUGUUGGAUACCACAGGAUUCCAUCGCGGAUCGCCGGCGUCCGGAUGCGAACACUGUGGAUCCGAAUCAGCCACUCAGUAUCGUCAGCGACCGUCGUGCCGCGGAGCGUGGGUAG
This is a messenger RNA of Symbiodinium sp. CCMP2592, 6579 nucleotides long. The record is from the annotation of a GenBank genome assembly. Lineage: Eukaryota; Dinophyceae; Suessiales; Symbiodiniaceae.